CUGAUAUGAGUAUUACUACUCCAGCAUUCUUUUGAUUUCCACUUGCAUGGAAUAAUUUUUUCCAUCCCCUCAUUUUCUGCAUGUAGAGUCUGUGUGUAUCUCUAGAUAUGAAGGGGUCUCGUGUAGACAGCAUAUAUAUAUGGGUCCUGUUUUUGUAUCCAUUCAGCCAGUCUGUGUCUUUUGGUUGGAGCAUUUAAUUCAUUUAUAUUUAAGGUAAUUAUUGAUAUGUAAGUGUCUAUUGCCAUUUUGUUAAUCAUUUUGGACUUUUUUGUAAAUUUCUUUUCUUUCUUUUGUUCUCUUCUCUUGUGGUUUGUUGACUAGCUUUAGUGUUAUGCUGGGAUUUCUCUUUCUUUUUUAUAUGUAUAUCCCUUAUGGAUUUUUGGUUUGGUUUACAGUUACCAUAAGAUUUGGGUAUAGCAGUCCCCCACCGAACUGUGUGUGUGUUUUAAGUUGAUGAUCUCAAUUUCAAAUGCAUUUUAAAUACCCUGAAUUGGUAUUCUCCUCCUCUCACAAGUACAGAUUUUGAUAUCAUAUUUUACAUUUAAUUGUUCUGAGUAUCCCCUAAAUUCUUAUUGUGGAUACAGAUGAUUUUACUACUUUUGUUUUUUAGCCUCCCUACUAGUCUGUGCAUAGAUGAUUCCUAGCUUUACUGCAUGCUCUCCUUUGCCAGUGACCUUUCCAAUUUUUAAAUUUUUUUUCUAGUUUUUGGCCUAUUCUUUUUCACUUAGAGAAUUUCCAUUAGCAUUUGUUAUAAAACUGAUUUGGUUGAGCUAAAUUCAUUAAGCUUUUACUUGUCUGUAAAGCUAGUGAUUUUCUGUCAAAUCUGAAUGACAGCCUUGCUGGCUAGAGUAUCCUUGGUUGUAGGUCUCUCUGUUUCUUCACUUUAAACAUAUGGUGCCACUUUCUCUGGCCUGCAGAGUUUCUGCUGGAAAAUCAGCUGAUAACCUUAUAGGGAUUCCCUUGUAUGUUAUUUGUUGCUUUUCCCUUAUUGCUCUUCGUGUUUUCUCAUUAUUUUUAAUUUUUUUCAUUUGAUUACAGUGUGUCUCAUGUUUCUCAUUGAGUUAAUCAUGUAUGAGACUCUUUGCAUUUUCUGGAUUGGAGGACUAUAUCCCCUCCUCGGUUAGCAAAGUUUUCAACUAUUAUCUCUUCAUAUACAUUCUUGGCUCCUUUCAUUCUUCCUUUCUCCACCCCCCACCCCACAACUCCUUCUAGGACCACUACAAUAUGAAUGUCAGUGUGCUUGAUAUUGUCCAGUUGUCUCUUGAACUGUCCUCAAUUCUUUAUUUUGUAUCAUGACAGUGAUUUCCACCACUCUGUAUUCUAACUCAUUUUUCUGUUCUUCUGUUCCAUUUAUUCUUCUUUAGAUCCCUUCCAUGUAUUUUCACUUCAGUUAUUCUUCAACUCUGUUCUGUUUUUCUUUAUAUUUUCUGUUAAAAACAACUUCUAACUUCUCACUCUGUUACAAUUCUUUCCCUUUGCAAUCAUUACUCUGAACUCUUUCUAGGGUAGAUUUUCUAUCUCCACUUACUUAUUCUGGAGUUUUAUUUAGUUCCUCUGUCUAGAAUGUAUUCCUUUGCCAUUUCAUUGUGUCUAAAAUUCUAUUUGUGUUUUUAUGUAUGUGGAAAUAUGUUUCUCAAUCUUGAAGAAGUGGCCCUCUGUAGGGAAUGUCUCAUAUGUCCUAGCAGUACACUCCCUUUGCAUCACUCAAGGGUCUGUAACCAGCUGGUCCCAAGGUAGAGUUUGACCUGUGUUUGUGGACUCAGUUCCAAAGACUGCAGGAUCAUAAUUUUCUUGCUUCUAGUGUCUGUUCCCUGGUGGGAGAGGCUAGUCUAGAGGCUUGUGCAAGCUUCCCGUUUGGGGGGACUGGUGCCUGACCACUGGUGGGUGGAGCUGUGUUCUGGCCCUCUGGGGGAAAGACCUUGUCAGGGUAGUGUGUAGAAGUGGCUGUGGGGUUAGGAAGACUUUGGGCAGCCUCUCUGCCAAUGGGUGGGGCUGUGUUCCUUACCAUUUGGCUAUUUGGCGUGAGCAUCCCAGCACUAGAGCCUAUUGGCUAUUUGGUGCAGCUAGGGCUUGGCAUUAAUGACCCAUGCUGGAUGUCAGCCUCCAGUGAGAACUCAUACAGAUUAAUAUUCCCCAAUAUGUCCAUCACCUUACUGAUGUCUCCAGAGUAAGACACAGCUGCCUGCUGCUUCCCCAGGAAACCCUCCAAAGACAAGCAGGUAGGUCUGGUUCAAACUCCUAUGAAGUUAUUGCUUUUGCCCUUGGUCUUGUUACACAUGAGAUUUUGCGUGUGCCGUAUAAGACUGAAGUCUCUGUUUCUGUUUGGGGAUAUUUGAAUUUCAUGUAUUGGAUGGCCACCUCUCUCUGCAGAUUUGGGAAAUUUUCAUUCAUUAAUUUUUUUAAUAGGCUUUCUUUCUUUUCUUUUUGCUCUUCUCCUUCUGGGAUUCCCAUAAUGUGAACCUUGUGUCCUUAACAAUAUACCACAUUUCACAGAUAUUUUCUCCUUUUUCACUCUUUUUUCUUCCCUAACUGAACAGUAUGAAGAAAUGUACUAUAAGUAGAUUCUUUCUUCUGCUUAAUUUAGCUUCUUGUUAAAGCUCUCUAUUGAAUGUAUUCAUUGUAUUCUUCAGCUCCAAAAUUUUUGCAUAGUUGCUUUUAAAAUUAAUUUUUUAACUUCUCAUGUUGUUCAUGAAUCAUUUUUACUGACUUGAUUUAUUUCUGUCCUCCUAAAUCUCACUGAUAUUCCUUACAUAAUCACUUGGAAUUGUUUUCUGGAAAUUUGUUAAUCUCCACUUCUGUAGGAUCACUUAUCUGUGCAGACUGUAGAGGCUUUCAGUGACCAAGGUUAUAGAGGUCUGGCUGGUGAAAGUAGUGGCUAAGGAUCUUGGCGUCAUUGGCAAUGAAGUCACCAGAGACCUGUUCCUGAAGUUCUUUUUUGGCCAAUGGUAGAUAGCUGUAUCUGAAAAGAUAUAUCUUGGCACCAGGUCCAAUGCAUUGGCACUCAGAGUGGCAGUAUAGCCAUGUCUUGGGAUCAGGCUCAUGUGGAACUACUACAUUUUUUUUACCUGAGGAGCAAGUGUACUUGCUGGAACAGUGUACCAAUGUCUCAGUUGCAAUCAUGUUCAUAUUUCCCAUGGAAUUUGGGUCUGUCUCUAUGGUUUGCCUCAGCAACUUGCAGGAGGUAGGGGCAGGAUGUAGCAGUGCUUCAGACCGAGAUAACAAGGUGCAGCAAUGGCUUGGGUUCAGGGGACAGGCACUUAUAGCAGUACAGCUUGGGGAUGGUUUGUCAAAGAACCCACCUCUGGCUCCAGAGAAAGUCACAGAGUAGCAGCAUAAUGUUCCCAGGGAUGGCCUAUUAAAGCCACAUGUCAUAACCCAUGGAGUGGGGUGUAGAGAAACAGUGGUGUGGUCUCGCUAAUGAGGGGUCAAGGCCCAGAUAUAAGACCCACAGUAAGGUGCAAAGUAGCAGCACUGUGGGAAAAGCAAUAAUAUGUUAAAGCUGAGGCUUAGAACUCAGGGAUGGGAUGUAGAGCACUAGGAACUCAGCCUAGGUAAGGACCAAUCAAAGCCACAACUAGGUAUACAAGGUGAUGUAGAAAGCAAGAGCAGCAUGGCCCCAGUUAUGGCAGGACAAAGCAUAUAGGAUCUGAGGGCAGGGCACAGAGCAAAAGCUCUGGUCCCAAAGAUGGUAAGGUUUUGUAGCAUUCCAACCAGAGAAAUAAGGUGAUAAAAACAGAGGCCCCAAGGGUCAGGUCUCACCAGAGCAACAGCUCCAGCCUCGAGAGAGACAAAAGCAGGGUCUCUAGGCAGCUCUGUCAUCUGGAAUCAGUGUUGGUGAAAAGUGUGGAAGUCCUAAGCAGCAAAAGCUGAAAACAUUUAUGGUAGUCAGGCUUGCUGAGGUUUUCCUGCUCUCCUGCUGCCUGUGUGGUAAAAUUUUCUGAGGGAUCCCUGCUGGUGCCAAGUUCCUCUGAACUGGAGGAUGGAGUGAGGUAAGUAAAAUUUCCCUAUGCUUUCUACAUGGCCAUCCUCAGUUGCACUCUGCAGGGUUUCUUCUGCUGCUUCAUUGUAGUCCAGUGUUCUCUCAAGAUAGUUUUCAUUGGUUUAUAGUCAUGCAUUUAUUGGUUUUUGUUUGUUUUUGUUGGGGAUACAAGAGUGCAGACCUCCUAACCCUCCAUCUCACUGAUGUCACCUUAUUUCUAAUUAUGGGUCAAAGAGACUGCAGAUACAAGAGACUCUUACUUGCCACUGUUGUUCCUCAAGUCUCACCUCUUACAAAAUGUUUGACUUCCACGUGCAAGGACAUUGACUUAGAUGGGUGAUAGCAUUGACAAAACAGUAUUAAACUUACUGUAUAAUCAUUAAGUAUUCUACACUUUGCCCUUUCAUCUGCUUUCUACAGGUGCUGGCUCUUCAUGGAAUGUGUUUACUUGAGGUGUGGGAGUUAUAUUUUAACUUCCUGAUUGAGUUUUCCUUGGAUAUAAGCUUGAGAAAUGGCAAAAGGAUACAGUAAUUUUUGCACAUGAACAAGAUGUCUCUGAAAUGUCUCUCAUUUUUGCUGCUACAGCUGACUUGCUACUUUAGCUCUGGGAGGUGUGGAAAGGUGCUGGUGUGGCCAGUGGAACACAGUCACUGGAUUAACAUCAACACAAUUCUGGAUGAACUUGCCACCAGGGAUCACGAAGUAACUGUUCUGGCAUCUCCAGCUUCCAUUCUUAUUGAUCCCAACAAACCAUCUGUUACUAAAUUUGAGACUUUUCCUUCAUCUUUAACUAAAGAUGAUUAUAAAAAAUUUAUCAAUCGUUAUGUCAAGACAAGCAUGUAUGCAGCAAAAGUUUCAUUUUGGACAUAUUUUUCAACAUGGAAAAAUUUAUUUAAGGAAUAUACUGAUAUUACUCUGAAGCUCUGUCAAGAUGCUGUUUCCAACAAAAGACUUAUGGCAAAACUACAAGAAUCAAGGUUUGAUGUUGUUCUUGCAGAUGCCAUUGAACUCUGUGGUGAGCUGCUUGCUGAGAUACUCAACAUACCUCUGGUGUACAGUCUCCACUUCUCUCCUGGUUAUUUAGUUGAAAAGCACAGUGUAAAGCUUCCAUUCCCACCAUCCUAUGUACCUGUUGUUAUGUCAGAACUUAGUGAUCACAUGACAUUCACAGAGAGGGUAAAAAACAUAAUAUUUAUACUUUAUUUUGACUUUUGGUUCCAGACAUUUAAUGAGAAGUGGAAUCAAUUUUACAGUGAAGCACUAGGAAGACCCACUACAUUAUUUGAAGCAAUGGGGAAAGCUGACAUGUGGCUCAUUCAAACUUGCUGGGAUUUUGAAUUUCCUCCCCGACUGCUACCAAAUUUUGAAUUUGUUGGAGGCCUUCACUGCAAACCUGCCAAACCCCUACCUAAGGAAAUGGAAGAGUUUGUCCAGAGCUCUGGAGAAAAUGGCAUUGUGGUAUUUUCUUUGGGGUCAAUAGUCAUUAACCUGACAGAAGAAAGAACCAAUACAAUUGCAUCAGCCCUUACCCAGAUUCCACAAAAGGUAGAUAAAAAUAACUUAAUAGUAGACAAUGAUUUAAUGAGUAUGUUAAUCUCUAUAAAAGGUCUGUUUACAGAAAUUUUCUGCAAGAAGUACAAAGUAUUAUGAUAGCUCCAAAGUAUCUCAGAUAUAUUUAAAAACCAAAAUUAACCUGGCAGGUCUUAUAACCAUACAGAGAGUGUGUGGUCCACAAUAGUUCUGGAUUAACAUUGUAAUCAAAAAGAAAUUUAUUUAGGAGAUGCAGUGUGAAUUUUGGUAUUAUAAUGAGAUUGUGGACAGGAAAAGAAAUCACUAAAUUCUACCUUGUCAUUUGCUCCUUUUCCUUGAAGGACUCCUAAGGACGUGGUACACAUAGAGAUGUUCUCAGGAGCUAAAUUUUAACAGUAGGUGAACUUGUACAGUAAUGUUAAGCAAUACUGAUGAAAGUCUGGAAUACGACAUGCAGUUCAUACUUUCUAGGUAAUCCUGCCACAUUUUACUUCUCCUAAAUUUUAGAAGAGACCCAUUCAGUGUGGUUUCCAGGCUGCUGUUCAGAGAAAGGAUGGCCAGGGCUCACUGAGCUGCCUCUAGGUACCCCUGCAGCCGCAGUGAUUUAAAGAAACAGAAACAUCAGCCUGCCCUGGUUGACUGGGUCCUGCCAAAGUCUGAAGCAGGAAGAUAAAAGAAAAGAUGAAGAUGGGGUCUUGCCCUUAGUGUGAACCCUGUGCACUGUAAAGUCUGGCCCUUAAUGAACUCUGCUUCUAACCUAUCAGAGUACCCCUCCUCAUUGAGGAAGAAGGAACAAUAAAAAGAAGAGGAGCAUGGAAAUGGUUCAGCUGCCUCCUUCUCCGUAAAAUAUGGCAGAAACUUAUUUUCUAAUAUGCAAAAUACACCUGGGGUCUUUGGACAUUUACAAACUACUUUUUAGCUUACAAUCUGGUAUUGUUAUUAUUCUCCUAACCACCUAUGCUAUUUUAUUUAUUUAUUUAUUUUUGGCUAGAAACCUAAAAUUACUUCAUAGCAAAUAAAAGUUAAACACUUGUAAAUUACAAUCUGGUUUAUGCAAAUUAUUUAGGAAUUCCGAAGUUAGUAACUCAUUUUGGUACUGUGCAUAGAAACCACAUUAAUCAAUGCUGUCAAUGCUUUGUGCUUCAUGGUUGAAGUGUUUAGGGCCAGUUAAAUAAAUAUUAGCAUCACUAUUUUGAAACUUUUCAACAGCACUAUCGACACUUAUAAGUUAUCAACAGGCUCUUCUUUUCUAAAUUUAAACAAUUUCCAUGCCCAAUAAUAGUGGUAAUACUCUGGAUUCAUGUCAAAAAUUACCAAUUGUCAUUUUUCUUGGAAAUAGUGCCUCACAAUUUGUAGUCUAAGAAGUUAUACUCUCUAGGCAGCAUUAAUUAACUUAUUAUUAAUAAAUUAUAAAUAAGCAGAAA
Molecule: messenger RNA, 6933 nt
Organism: Sus scrofa (pig)
Lineage: Eukaryota; Metazoa; Chordata; Mammalia; Artiodactyla; Suidae
Product: UDP-glucuronosyltransferase 2B4-like
Molecular function (GO): glucuronosyltransferase activity
Source: RefSeq, a predicted model, not a curated record